AUGUCGUGUGGGACGCAUAAUGUUACAUUUUUCUACCAUAAGUACUCAUGCAGCAAAAUUAAGAAUGCAUGGCAUGUUGAUCUCGCCACCAAACCACAAGGACACAAAUUGCAGUAUACUCUAAAAAGUAAACGAGUCUUGUUGUUGGCUGGCACUGAUUCUUCGGCUGGAACCAUGGAAUGGUGUUUCUCACUUUUGGUAAACCAUCCACAUUUUCUACGAAAGGCGCAAAACGAGAUAGAUAGAAAAGUUGGCAAAGAACGUCUUGUUGAGGAGUCAGAUAUAGUUGACAUACCUUACAUUCGUUGGAUUAUAAAUGAGACAUUACGAUUAUCGCCUACGGCUCCUUUACUAGUUCCUCACGAGUCAUCACAAGACUGUAUUAUUGAGGGUUACAACGUCCAGCGUGGGACCAUGCUGCUUGUUAAUAUAUGGGCCAUACAUCAUGACCCCAAGUUGUGGACUGACCCUGAAAGGUUCAAUCCUGAAAGGUUUGAAGGGCUUGAAGGAGCGGAGAAUGAGUUUAAGUUAAUGCCAUUUGGGGCUGGAAGGAGGGGUUGUCCAGGGGAAGGUUUGGCAGUUCGUAUGAUUGGGCCAACUCUAGGAUUGCUAAUUCAAUGCUUUGAUUGGGAACGAUUAAGUGAUACGAUGGUUGAUAUGACAGAAGGUCCCGGAGUCACCAUGCCCAAGGCCGAACCAUUGCUUGCUAAAUGCCAACCGCGACUAGAGAUGCAAUAUCUACUUGCCCAACUUUAAAUCCUUUUUGUAACCUAUAUUUUAAUUAGC
Molecule: messenger RNA, 786 nt
Organism: Helianthus annuus (common sunflower)
Lineage: Eukaryota; Viridiplantae; Streptophyta; Magnoliopsida; Asterales; Asteraceae
Product: cytochrome P450 81Q32
Exons: 2
Coding region: 1-756 (251 amino acids)
Molecular function (GO): heme binding; iron ion binding; oxidoreductase activity, acting on paired donors, with incorporation or reduction of molecular oxygen
Source: RefSeq, a predicted model, not a curated record